Molecule: messenger RNA, 189 nt
Organism: Phytophthora nicotianae INRA-310
Lineage: Eukaryota; Oomycota; Peronosporomycetes; Peronosporales; Peronosporaceae
Exons: 1
Coding region: 1-189 (62 amino acids)
Source: RefSeq, a predicted model, not a curated record
AUGGGAGCUUUUGGAGACGGACGACGGCGGUAUUUACUCUUUGAGAAGCACUGGGAUUCAUUUUCCAUGAUCAGCAUCUUUGAACAACUGGGUCACAUUACUGUUCGAGAAAAACACGACGAAUUUUAUCCGUACAGCAUGUCUGAGGGCGUACUGCAAGACAUUUCGGGAGAUACUAAUGACAGCUAG